AUGACUCGAAAAAACACGCCUCUUCUCUGCCGCUCCUUCUGCGAACAAUGGUACAAAGCGUGUGAAAACGACUACUUCGCGCCCGCGCCUUCCGGAAGCCCUCUAGCGCUUACCUUUUGCUCCCCUGACUCAGUGAUUUGCUCGCCUCUCCGCGACGUGGCUGCUGACGGCGCCGCUUUGUGCACCAAACUGGGAUUUGAGGUGGCUGGGUUCCCCACCGAAGGCGACGGAGAAGAACGCGAUGAAGAGGAAGACGCAACUCAGUGCUACGACGGUGUCCCCGCGGCGGCGCUGCUUGGUCCCGGCCCGAAACCGGCGCGGUCGGAGGGCGCGUACGGCUCUGGAGGUCGCCCCACGUGGCGAGAGUUUUUGCGGUGGUUGGAACUGCGUCUGGCGCGCUGCGUCGAGACGCUGUUGCCUCGCCCGGAGUUUUGGCUGUUUCUGUUUCUCUGCUUUUACUUCCUCGGGAAAGUUCUCGCCGCGCUCAGGAGCCUCGUUGACCGCGCCGCCUUCGCAGGCCGCAACCCGCAGUGGCGCUCGCAGGCCUCCCCUGCCUCCGCGUGGACGCCGGACCGAGAAGGCGAGCGAGACGAGGCCCGAGACGAGGCCCGAGACGAGUCCGGCGGCGUCGGUUGGCCCCGCCGGCUCUCGGGUGCAAAGGAGACGGUCCCCACGUUGUUUCUGCCGCGCGAGGGCGGGAACCAGACCGAGGCAUCCAGGAGAGCCUGCGAGGCCGCGGAGGCGCGGCGCGCGCACCAGAUUGGGGCUCCGGGCGCAUGCAGAGUGCGAAGCGGCUUCCGGAAGCCGUCGUCGCUUUUCGGAACAAGCGACGAUGAAGAAGAAGUCAUGAGCCCAGAAGCCGUCCGAGAAAUGGUGGGCGGACGCUAG
Neospora caninum is the source of this 888-nucleotide messenger RNA. RefSeq lists its product as hypothetical. Lineage: Eukaryota; Apicomplexa; Conoidasida; Eucoccidiorida; Sarcocystidae. The record is from RefSeq and is a predicted model, not a curated record. The transcript has 4 exons. The coding region runs from base 1 to 888 and encodes 295 amino acids.